GUAACUAGCUUUUCAUGUUGUAGCUUUCUAUUUCCUCAAAUCACGACUUCAGAUUUAUAGAAUAUUAGCCAAGCCAUGAGAAGAAGAAGAAGAAAUUCAGGCCUAAUAGGCAACAGAGGAGCAGACGAUGAUGAACGAACUCAGAUAUUGGAUUGUUCGGCCAAAGAUCUUCCGAGCCCAAUCCUCGUCGAUAUUCUAUUACGACUCCCUGUGAAGAUGAUUCUUGUUUGCAAAUGCGUUUCUAAAACUUGGCGCAGUUUAAUUUCGGACCCCCAAUUCACAAAGCUGCACUUCUCACUACAACAGCCCUGUCCUCUGAUUCGGACCUUGGAUUCGACGCGUGUGUCAAGAAUGCUUUACUUGAUUGAGCCUGAAACUUGCCACAAUUUCGAUAUUGGGUACUGCAGUUGUAAUGGUGGCUAUCAGUAUGAUCGAUGUGGCCUUCAUGUGAACAUGAAGCUUGACACCAAAUUGAAGAUCCCAUUGCGCAAUGCUGAAAUGGUUCUCAAAGGCGAAGAGGGUGAUGCCCAAAUGGGUUGUUCCUCUGAAGGCAGUGGGGUUAAAAGGAAACGCAACAUCAAAGUUAAACCCAAGGAUCAGAAGUACAAAAUUGUGAAUUCAUGCAAUGGUUUUCUUUGCUUGUCUGAACCAUCUCGUAAGGAUCCUGUUGUUGUGUGUAAUCCAGUCACUGGCGAGUAUAUAGAACUUCCGGUGGUUAACAGGGAUGAUGAGAAUUCCAAAUAUUUUGGUGAUUGUGGGUUUGGGUUCAGUCCAAAGGCUAAUCAGUAUAAGGUGAUUAGAAUGUUUCAACGAUUGAUUCGGGAUCCUGUUACAGGUUGGGAAAGAUAUGGUCGUAGCAUAGAGAUAAACACACUUGGCACAGGAUCAUGGAGAAGCAUUGGUGAUGCUCCCUUUUCAUCUUAUAGGCUAACAUUUCCGACCUAUUUGAAGGGAUGCAUUCAUUGGUUCUGUCUUGAUUCCAAAAGUUCUAAUUAUAUAGUUUCUUUUAACUUUGAUAACGAGCAGUUCAAAUGGGUUCCGCCACCUCCUCGUGAGUAUGUUGAAUAUGAUUAUGAUGAAUUUAAUGAAACCGGCAAGAUUAGUUUGAGUACGAUGUGUAAUGUAUCCAUGGGGGUCAUAAAAGACUGUCUAUGCAUAUCUGAUGCCUCCAGUUACUGUCCUAUUGACAUAUGGGUUUUGAAGAAAUAUGGUGUUCAAGAAUCUUGGACAAAAAUGUUUUCUAUUGAUACCGAUACAGAUGAGAGGUGGCCUAUUGGCUUAUAUCAGCCAAUAAAUUACCUAAAAAAUGGAACAUUAUUGUUGUUUCAAUAUUUCACAAGCUCUCUGAUUUGUUACGACCUGAAUCAAAAUUUGAAGCAAUUGCUUAUAUUCCAAGUUUGAUUUCACUUAAGGAGGCCGUUGGAGAUAACACGGUGGUACUGAAUAUCAAUUCAAGGUGUGCAAAAUUCAGAGUGCUGGGUGAGACUAAAGCUAUUUCGUUGGAGGAAGAAGAUAGGGAUAUGGCAUCUGAUUCAUUUUCAUCGUAUUCUGAUUCUGAUAUAUGGAAGCACUUGUGGCAGAGGUGAUGAAGCCAAAAAGUAUGCUGCAAUUCAAAGUGGCAGGAGAGACUAGAGCUCUUUCAUUAGUGGAAGAGUGCAUACAGAGAAAAGCCGCUUGAUUUACUCGUCUUUUGAUUGAUAGGUGCAGGAAGGGUAAGGAAAUUGAUGUUAUGCUUAGAUUAACUACUUUAUAAUCGAAGCUAAUAUCUGAAGGUAUUGGUUUUUUGAGCAAGUAUACCUUUCCUGAGGUUACUUAGUGCUUGACUGAGUAUGCUGAAAGAAACAGUAUCAGUAAUUGUGGUUAUUGAGUGCUUUACUUCUUUAAAUUUCUUAGGGACUGGAAAGUUUUUGAGAACUAAACCAAGUAAUGACUACUGAUAUCUUUCUCAUGUUUACUCUAAUCUUUUCUAGGAAUUUCUCAUGAAAAUUACAAUUUCGACCUUUUUACAGGAUAUUUAUA
Cornus florida is the source of this 2019-nucleotide messenger RNA. RefSeq names its product F-box protein At3g07870-like. NCBI's taxonomy places the organism in Eukaryota, Viridiplantae, Streptophyta, Magnoliopsida, Cornales, Cornaceae. Gene Ontology annotation, molecular function: protein binding. The record is from RefSeq and is a predicted model, not a curated record. The transcript is spliced from 3 exons. The coding region runs from base 76 to 1401 and encodes 441 amino acids.